Messenger RNA from Polyodon spathula (Mississippi paddlefish), 2645 nucleotides. RefSeq names its product ras-related protein Rab-38-like. Gene Ontology annotation, biological process: vesicle-mediated transport. The coding region runs from base 1212 to 1880 and encodes 222 amino acids. Gene Ontology annotation, cellular component: Golgi apparatus; trans-Golgi network; vesicle. Lineage: Eukaryota; Metazoa; Chordata; Actinopteri; Acipenseriformes; Polyodontidae. Gene Ontology annotation, molecular function: GTP binding; GTPase activity. The transcript has 3 exons. The record is from RefSeq and is a predicted model, not a curated record.
CUCACGAAUCGCCAGUCCUGGUUUUUGUUCCAGCCAGGAAACCAGUAAAUAAAUGCAUUGACCAAAUUUGACCCCUUCAUUCCAAUUCCAGUCCAGGUUUUCAUUCCACAGUUCAGCUUCAGUUGCGCUGUUUCUAUGGUAGUUGUUCAACUGCAUGUUGUCCGUCUGGUGUAACUAUGUAGGGAUGCAUCGAGCAAAAGCCUGGACUGGAAAAGGAUUUUGAUGCCAGAUUGUGUCAGUGUCUUGUCUUUACCGCUAGGCUAGGCCACACUGCUUUUAUUUCAGCCCCUCAACUCAAAUUAGCUGCACUGCCUGCCUCCCAGUCCAUCGACUCUAAACUCUAGGCCAUGCAUUUAAAAAAAAAAAAGAGUCUGAAGGAACUUUGUGGACUGAAUUUAAAUCCGAAAUGAAUAAUAUAGAAAAACAAAGUAAUUUCCAAUUUUGAGAAGCUAUUUCAAUAUUUGUUUACUGAUAGAUGCCACGCCUGCUCCCACACUGUCUGAUGUUGGUAUGGCACGAGUGUGGGGAAAACAGAAAACGUGGUGGGUGCUGGCAAUUGUAGUCGAGUAGCCAACCACAAUUAAGAACUCAUCGGAUAAAACUACAACUCCCUGCAUGGAUAGCCACAAAAUGAAAAAAGGGAUGUGGGUCUUUGAACAAUGCAUGCUUCAGCUGACAGUGAUAUAAACCAGAUAGGAGAGGUAGAGGAUUCUAAGGAAGUUGCAUAAAAGUUUGUCUGCGAGAAACAAACUCAAACGACUAGUUUACAUGAAAAGCAAUACGUUUGCAAAGUAGUCUGUCAAAAAAUAGCGAAAAGAAGGAAUGCUACAUAAAAAAAGCCUGACCCAAGUGAGUCAUAAACUAAAGCGCAAGGAGACGGUAACGAAGAACAAAACUCAAGAUGCAACUGUUCUGUAACCGUGGUUUAGAAGCGGAUACAUUUCAAGAUUUCCGCUCUAUAUCCGAUAAAAUCAGUAUCGAGAGAUAAUCAUAUUUUUAACUAAAAAAAAAGAAAAAAGGACUUAAAGGGGCAAACACGUUAUGCGCGUUAUUGAGUUUAAAACGAUGCACAGCAGCGUGUAAGCUGUUAUAAAGUACCGCGGAUCGGUGGGGGACACGCCCUUUCGCUCCGUUUAUUCCACGACACCCCACAGCUCGGUUUUACACCUAGUGAUCCGGAUUUUCUGUUUGAACGCACCGCACCCUGCACGAUGCAACAGCCGCAGCAGGAGUUUCUUUUCAAGGUUCUCGUGAUCGGGGAUCUCGGAGUCGGGAAGACAUCUAUCAUCAAGCGGUACGUGCAUCAGAUCUUCUCCCAGCACUACAGGGCGACCAUCGGGGUGGAUUUUGCAUUGAAGGUGCUCAACUGGGACAGUAGCACUGUAGUUCGGCUGCAGCUGUGGGACAUAGCAGUCCCUCCCAGUCCAGCCGUUUGCUUGUUUGCUGUGGCAGGUCAGGAGCGCUAUGGGAACAUGACCCGGGUGUAUUACCGGGAGGCGGUGGGAGCCUUCGUGGUGUUCGACGUGGCGCAGGCCUCCACCUUCGACGCCGUGCUCAAGUGGAAGGGCGACCUGGACUCCAAGGUGACCCUCGCCAACGGCAAGCCCGUCCCCGCUGUCCUGCUGGCCAACAAGGAUGGCCUGAGCCCUCAGCUGCCCAAGCUUGACCAUUUCUGCAAGGAGCACGGCUUUGCAGGCUUCUUCGAGACCUCCGCCAAGGAGAACACGAACAUCGUGGAGGCGGUGCGCUGCCUGGUGGAGAACAUCCUGUCCAACGAGGAGGGCUCCGGAGGGGACUCUGACCCCGAGGUCGUCCUGCCCGGCCUCAACAACAAUGCCAAACACAGCGGCAGCAGCUGCACGCUCUGCUCCAGAUUUUAGAGGACGGCUGCUGGAUAGGAGAGGACAGAAACCAGAACAAAGAAACAGGCGUGAUUUCCACCCGUGCAUCCGAAAGCAUCGGGAUGGACUGUGAGGCAGACGGAUCUCGAGGCCGUGUCCUGGAGAUUAGAGAUUGUGUGGUAGCCCUUAGCAUGGAGAGGAAUGCUAGAUUCCCCCCGGAUGUGCAUUAGCCCCCAUCGAUGAAGGCUCGUUUUGUGGCUUUGUUGGCGUCACCACCGGUUCAUGCUGAUUUUCUGUAACCUCCAUGUUUGAUUCAAAGCGUUUCUCUUGUCUUUCUCAUGUUUGACACACUUUCAUGUUCUCUCAAUAAAAAUAACUAAUUCUUCCUGCUUUGUCCAGAAGCUGUAUUUGAUUUUGCUUGUACCCCUCUAGGGGUUAGGGGGGAUCUUCUCAGGAUUCUGUUCAUUUCGCUGCUCCAAGGCUUCGAACACGUUCGUGGGAAUUGCCUUCGGCAUAUCCUCUCCCAUAGUGUGAAGAUGGACAACCCUCCUCUGGUUUUAAAGACCGUGUUUGUGAGUUGCUUAGAAGCUCCUGCUCCAGUCCAUCUUAACACACAGAUACAUGUCUUAUUGAUGCUUGUGUGAGAUCUCUGUAUGCUGCUCAUUAACUUUGAACCGCAUGUGUUUUUAUUGUGUGGUUUGUACACUGUAAUUGCUAUUUUAUUGUCUAAUAAAACCACCUUGUGAACCAGGUUUCAAUCUCAGUGGUUAAAUAAAUAAUAAAAAAGUGGGUUUAAACAAAGAA